UUACUUUAAUUUCUUUCCUUUUUUCUUUCGGAUAUUCAUAGUUUAAAUUAUACAGUACAUCGGACCAAAUUGAUAUCCGGUUGUGAUGGUUGCUGAAUGACAAUGGGUUGUCCUGUGGCACUCAAAGUUUACCUUUUUUAUGGGGGAAAAAGCCCCACAGACAGAUAAUAAUGUUGAAGGAGACACAAUUAUCACCUUUUUGUCUAUAAUCAAGCAAUGGUCCAAAAAGACGACCUAAUUUGACUCAGACUCUUGUUUAUAAAUGUUUUCCCGACUAUAUUUUUAUGGGUCUUCUUGUUUAAAUUAUAGCUCGCAAUCAGACAAGAAGGCAUGGUCAUAGACUCAUAGAUGAUAAGUUUUUCAUCUUUUGAAUUGGAAAAGAAAGGAUCAUCCAUGGCUCCUACAGGAAAAGCUUUGGAAUUCUAUAAUGAAGACAAUGACUGGUUUUGUAAUGCAGUUUUGCCAAGUGAUCUCACCAUUGUCAUAGAUGGAGUAAACUUCCAUCUUCACAAGUUUCCCUUACUAUCAAGAUGUGGGAAAAUAGAAAAGUUGAUGAAAGAAACUGAAAAUAACAAUAAAGGUACUUCCACCAUCAUCCUGGAGGACAUCCCUGGUGGUGCCACCUCAUUUCUGGCUGCUUCUAAGUUCUGUUAUGGUGUCCAUAUUGAACUUACACCUACAAAUAUUGUUAUGGUGUAUCACAUGUCAGAUUAUCUUGAAAUGACUGAUGAAUAUGGAGAUGAUAACUUAUUCUCAAAAACAGAGACUUACUUCCAUAAAAAUAUACUAAAAAACUGGAAGGAUUGCAUGGUUGCUCUUCAAAGUUGUGAAACCAUUGUAACAAAAAGUGACAAUCUCCAAAUAAUCAGUAAAUGCUUGAAUGCCAUGUCAGCAAUGGUUUGCACAGACCCGAGUUUGUUUGGAUGGCCAAUGAUGAUGAUGUAUGGUUGCUUACAAAGCCCUGGAGGUAGCAUUCUCUGGAAUGGAAUCGACACAGGUGCAAGAAUCCAAACAUCGGAAUCGGAUUGGUGGUUUGAAGAUGUUUCACAUCUUAGUAUUGUUUUGUUCAAAAGGCUUAUCAAGACAAUGGAAUCUAAAGGCAUCCAACCCGAAAAGUUAACAGGUGCUAUUAUGUACUAUUCUGGGAAAUGUCUUCAUGGUUUAGGCAGAUGGCAAAGCGGGCAGUUUAGUAAAACUAGGUCUACCACAAAAUAUGACAUAGUUGAUCAAAGGGUAGUAUUGGAAAGUAUUGUGGAUAUUCUCCCACAAAUAAAGGACGAGUCUUUUUGUCGUUUCUUAUUGGGACUUUUACGUGUUGGUUUAAUGUUGGGUGUUAGCAAUAAAUGUCAAGAAUCACUUGAAAGGAGGAUAGGAAUGCAACUAGAAUUUGCUACAUUAGAUGGAAUCAUGAUUCCUAGUUAUAUUGAUUCUGAUACAUUAUAUAAUACGGAUACUGUUGAAAGGAUGAUUAACUAUUUUAUAACUUGUGAAGAAAUGGGUUUUACAACAUUAAAAAAUGUUUCUAAGCUUGUGGAUAGUUAUAUAGCAGAGAUUGCAUCUGAUGUGAACUUGAAACCUGACAAGAUACAUUCACUUGCAAAGUCUCUUCCGGAAUCUUCAAGAUCUUUGCAUGAUGGACUAUACAGAGCUUUGGAUAUUUAUUUUGAGGCUCAUUCGUGGUUGCAUGAGAAAGAAAAAGAAGGUCUAUGCAAAAUCAUUGAGUGGGAGAAACUUUCCAUUGAUGCUUGUGCUCAUGCUUCUCAAAAUGUACGCCUACCACUUAGAGUUGUCCUCCAAGUGUUGUUUUUUGAACAAAUGCAUAUAAAAACAGCUUUAGCGGGUUGCCUUCAUGUGUUGGAUGACGAAAAUAACCCUACAUAUCAUCCAUUGGGCCUUGUACAUGAGAAUGAGCUACUAAGAGUUGGCAUGGAGAAGAUGAGAAGUAGAGUGAGUGAACUUGAACAAGAGUUCAAUAAACUGAGGCAAGAGAUGACAAGGAUGAGUGGGACCCAUUUGUGUAAGUAGUGAUUUGGUUAAGAAAACCCAUCCGAGAAACAUUAAUUAUGGAUCUUGGAUGUGUUUUCUUGAUUCUUUUUAUCUUUCUUUUUUCAUCAAUGGUUGUAGCUUUAAUGCUAGUAGAGUAAGAGAGGUUUGCCUUCAACUGUAUAUCACAAUGUCACUUGGAUUUUUGUAGCAAAUGAGCACUAUACUUUACAAA
This is a messenger RNA of Lactuca sativa (garden lettuce), 2218 nucleotides long. RefSeq names its product BTB/POZ domain-containing protein At3g44820. The record is from RefSeq and is a predicted model, not a curated record. Lineage: Eukaryota; Viridiplantae; Streptophyta; Magnoliopsida; Asterales; Asteraceae. Gene Ontology annotation, molecular function: protein binding.